Molecule: messenger RNA, 818 nt
Organism: Syngnathus acus (greater pipefish)
Lineage: Eukaryota; Metazoa; Chordata; Actinopteri; Syngnathiformes; Syngnathidae
Gene: tsr2
Product: TSR2 ribosome maturation factor
Exons: 5
Coding region: 45-557 (170 amino acids)
Biological process (GO): maturation of SSU-rRNA from tricistronic rRNA transcript (SSU-rRNA, 5.8S rRNA, LSU-rRNA)
Cellular component (GO): nucleus
Source: RefSeq, a predicted model, not a curated record
AAAUCAACGCGUCGAGAUCGACUGAUGAUGUCUGUCGAACCAACAUGGCGGCGUCCGCAGAUUCGCGUGCGCUUUUCACCGACGGAGUGAGAGCGGUCCUGCACACUUGGCCGGUUCUGCAGAUUGCAGUGGAUAACGGUUUUGGAGGUGUGUACGGGCAACAGAAAGCUGAUUGGCUGGUGGAUGUUGUCCAGCAGUAUUUCCAUGACAACGAUGACCUGGCGCAAGAUGAAGUGGAAGAUUUCAUCAGCACCCUCAUGGAUCAAGAGUUUCAGACUGUGGUGGACGAUGGAAGUUUACCCCAGGUGUGCGUCCGACUGGUGCAGAUGUUCAGUCAGUGGCAGCAGGGGGCGCUACAGCAAUUGUCUGACUCCAUCCAAUUGCUGACCCUGAACCAGACGUCCAGAGCAAAGGUCACGGCCCAGCCGUCAGACUCGGACAGUGAUGGCGAAACUCAGGAGAUGGAGUUUGAAAGUGCAUCAGUCAACACAACAAAUCCUCCUCCUCCUCCUCAUGAAGACAAAGAUGGAUGGACGCUGGUUGGAAAGAGGAAGUGACACAGGAGAUGAUGACCUUAGACGUUUGGACUUUGAGGAGUUGCCAGCACAUGUUUGAUGUGUGACAUUCACAUUUGGGGCAGCUGAUUCCGUUUGUGUGCAGCAUAACAGCUAAACUCUGCAUCCCCGGUUUUGCUUUGAACUUUGGGCUCCACUAAUUGACAGCAGAGCUCGGAGAUCUACUGGGUUGGUAUUCAAUUAGCCAUUGUUUCCUGAUUUUCUUAACGCAUUCACAAAUUAAACCAUCCUUUAAUUUAUAGA